AUGGGCUUGGCCGCCGAGGAGGCAGCCGUCUCCACCAAUGUUUACUGGCUGGACCUUGUGAGGAUCGAGCCAGAGUUCGGAGGGUUCGUGGACCGCGGUCUGGUCGUCCCGCCCAACGGUACGUACAACCCCGAUAACCGCUCCGUCCCCGCCAGCACCUUCAUGAUUUUCUCCGUCGACGGCGCCAUCACGACCGGGUACGCCGGCGGCAUCACUCUCCUCGACAGGAGUUACCUCGGCCCCGGUCAGAUCGUCGGGUCGGCGUCAAACCUCGGCGGCCAGAUCGGCGUAGUCACCGCCGCCAACACUGUGCUCGACUUGAUCGAGCUCGGCGAUCCAACGGCGGCGGCCGUCCGAGCCGUGUUGCCGUCUGACCUGCGGCGCGUCAGGGGGCUCAGCCUUGGCGACUACGUGGUGUCCGGGCUGUGGCUCGGCCGGGUCGUUGAGGUGUCCCUCGACGUCGACGUGUUGUUCGACGACGGCGCCGUCUGCAGGAUCACCGACGCGGAGUCGAAGAAGCUACAGUCGGCGGAGAAGCAGGCCCGUUACCGCCCUCAGACCAACACCCGGUUCUACCCGGGACAGCGCGUCACCGGCGACCCGUAUGCCGUCUUCAAGGCCUCCCGGUGGCUUUACGGCCACUGGAAACCCAGCCGUCAGCUGGGCACCAUAUGCAGAGUGGAGAUGGCCGGCGUUCUUGUCUACUGGCUCGCGUCGGCGCUCUGCGGCACCGACCGGCAACUCGUCCAGGAGUCCGCUCCUCCGGCCUACCAGAGUCCUCGGAACCUGACGCUCUUCUGCCCGGCGUCCGAUUGCGCGUGGGGCGUGGCCGACCGCUGCUUCCUCCGGGAACCACCAAUUUCUAGCCAAGCCGAAAACCACGCAUGUUCACCCGAUGAUGGCUACAGUUCGGACGAAGAACUGGACGAGUUGUGGCCGGCGGCUGAUGAUUGCCAUGCGCCAUCAUCCACUCAUACAAUAAUCCGAAGUAAGAAGCGGAAUCAGCUGAGGAAAUUUUUGUUCGUGCGGCACAGGCGGACGCGGCGAGAAGCUUGGAAGAAGACGGAGUUGGAGCUGCCCAUGAGCGUUUCCGACACGCGCACAACCGUCGACGUGCUGUGGCAGGACGGCACGGUGCAGCAUGGCGCGCCAUCGACGUCCGUCGUGCCCUUUGAGAUCAUGAACGAGCACGAGUUCUUCCCUGGCCAGUACGUUGUCGAUAACCACAGUGCUACCACUACCAAUGAUGACACUGCCCAACGCUUGGGUGUCGUUAGAAGCCUGAAUUGCAAGGACCAGACAGUGCAUGUGUCUUGGUUCAAGGCGGCGGCGUGCGUCGAGGAGGCCAGAGAGGUCGAGUGCGAUGAUACUGUGAGUGCAUAUGAUCUGGGCAGAGACUAUAACCACCGUGCUUUCUACGGUGAUGUCGUCGUCCGCCUUCUGUCUCCAGGACUAACUGACAAUAAAUGUGCAACUCUAGUGCAACAACCACUGACUCGAGGUCACAAAAACAUAGCCGUGGCGUCUGAUCUUUCAUGGGUUGGGCGCGUUGUUGGCCUUCCAGACGGUCAAGUCCAAGUUAUAUGGGGUGACGGUAGCAUGUCAACGGUGUUGCCAGAUGAGAUCAUAGUCGUCAAUAAUGAGAGCUAUACAGAACUGCACGCUGAAAUGGGCGACUGGUUGGAGGACAACGGCGCCGAUGAUGCACACGGAGAACUGGAUGCUGUCAAUACUGACAACUACCAUCCUAACCAAGGAGAACAUGGCAACAUGGAAGGCCCUGAUGAUCUUUCAAAUGAAUUCGGGCGUGCUACCACUUGGUCGUGGGGCUUGAGUGCUGUCGUCCGAUUAGUCACCCGAUUGGCAGCCGAAACGUUGGCUCAAGGCAAGAGGUAUUUAGCAAAGUGGUCGCUGCCAUCAAUAUCAGAGUCACCUAUGGCGGGUGAAAACGUCGAAGUGUCUAUACCUGUCUCCAGUACUGCGGUGACAAGCAUGGAUGCAACUGCCGGUAGUCACGACUCUCCGGAUGAGGGCGAGAAGGCCACAGAUGCCACUGGUGAUGGUGGCGAUCCGUUUCGCUUGUCACGGUUUGAUAUAGUGCAGAGCCCAUCAGAUCACCAUUACCUUGAAGCCAUUAACUCGCAGGACGGCGGCAAUGAAAAGAGGUGGGUUAAGACCGUGCAGAAGGAAUGGAAAAUACUAAUGAAUGACUUACCAGGUACCAUCUAUGUGCGUGCAUUUGAAGAUCGCAUGGACUUGCUCAGGGCGGUGAUUGUCGGGCCAAGUGGGACCCCGUAUCAGGACGGGCUAUUCUUUUUCGACUUGCAACUGCCGCUGUCCUACCCGGCCGCACCACCGCAAGUUUACUACCAUUCAUUUGGUCUCCGCCUCAACCCCAACCUAUAUGCCUCCGGCACUGUGUGCCUUAGCCUGCUCAACACUUUUGGUGGUGAUGGCACCGAGGUCUGGUCCCCGGCGACGUCAACCCUCCUUCAAGUCCUCGUGUCCAUCCAAGGCCUGGUCCUCAAUAACCAGCCAUACUACAAUGAGGCUGGCUACGAAGACCUGGUUGGCACGCCAGAGGGCCGCCGCAAUACGCUGCCUUACAACGAGAAGGCAUAUUUGCUCACCCUAUGGGCCAUGCUCCACCUGUUACGUCGCCAACCGCAGGGAUUCGAGGAGUUCAUCAAGGACCACUUCCGUCACCGGGGAAGAUUCGUGCUUAGGGCAUGCGAGGCAUACCUUCAAGGAUGCAUCGUCGGAACGCUCACUAGUGAUGCCAGCCCCACCGAGGAGAAUAGUGAGCGGCCGUGCUCGGCAGGGUUAAGGCUUGCACUCACCAACGUGGUGCCAAGCCUCAUGGAGGCAAUAAGAGAAGUUGGGGCCGAGGUGUAA
Molecule: messenger RNA, 2895 nt
Organism: Triticum dicoccoides
Lineage: Eukaryota; Viridiplantae; Streptophyta; Magnoliopsida; Poales; Poaceae
Product: probable ubiquitin-conjugating enzyme E2 23
Exons: 5
Coding region: 1-2895 (964 amino acids)
Molecular function (GO): ubiquitin conjugating enzyme activity
Source: RefSeq, a predicted model, not a curated record